Molecule: messenger RNA, 5385 nt
Organism: Bufo gargarizans (Asiatic toad)
Lineage: Eukaryota; Metazoa; Chordata; Amphibia; Anura; Bufonidae
Gene: PACS2
Product: phosphofurin acidic cluster sorting protein 2
Exons: 25
Coding region: 176-2920 (914 amino acids)
Biological process (GO): protein localization to plasma membrane
Molecular function (GO): transmembrane transporter binding
Source: RefSeq, a predicted model, not a curated record
GGAUUUUCUGGGAGCAGCCUAUCGGAGCGGGCACGGGCGGCGGGCACGCGCCUGAGGAGGGCUAGGACUGGGGACUGGGGAGAGAGAUGUGACCGGAGGGACCCUGCUUGUGUCCUCCGCCCCGAGGCAGGCGACAUCCCUCUGCUGAACCGGAGGAGCCGGCGCCGCCGCUGCCAUGGCGGAGAAGGGGAGGCUCAGCUUCCCGGGAGCGCUGAACAGGCCGGUGCCCAUGAACUUGUUCGCCACUUGGGAGAUUGAUGGAUCUAGCCCCAGCUGUAUUCCCAGGCUCUGCAGUCUGACUCUGAAGAAGCUUCUAGUUGUGAAGGAGCUGGACAAGGAGCUGAUUUCAGUAGUCAUUGCUGUGAAAAUGCAGGGAUCCAAGCGCAUUCUUCGCUCUCACGAGAUUGUGCUGCCGCCUAGUGGACAAGUGGAAACUGAUCUGGCCCUGACCUUUUCUCUGCAGUACCCUCACUUUUUAAAAAGGGAAGGAAACAAACUACAGAUAAUGCUGCAGAGGAGGAAAAGGUACAAGAACCGGACCAUCCUGGGGUAUAAGACGCUGGCGAUCGGAUGCAUCAACAUGGCCGAGGUCAUGCAGCAUCCCUCUGAAGGAAGCCAAAUAUUAAGCCUCUUUAGUAACCUGAAGGAGGCCUCUGCCAAGGUGGCCGAAAUCUGGAUCUUCUCACUCUCUAGUCAGCCGAUUGAUCAUGAAGACAGUGCCAUGAACACCAGCCAGAAGAUAAAGUCCACAGAUAAUUAUUCUGAAGAAGAGUAUGAAAGUUUUUCUUCAGAGCAGGAAGCAAGUGAUGAUGCCGUACAAGGACAGGAUCUAGAUGAUGAUGAAUUUGAUGUGGGGAAACCAAAGAAGCAGCGAAGAACGAUAGUAAGAACAACGUCCAUAACUCGGCAGCAGAACUUCAAGCAGAAAGUCGUCGCCCUGUUACGAAGGUUUAAAGUGUCUGAUGAGGUGCUUGACUCUGAACAGGAUCCGGGGGAGCACGUUCCGGAAGUCGAGGAGGAUAUGGACCUACUGUACGACACCUUGGAUAUAGAAAACCCCAGUGAUAGUGGACCUGAAAUGGAAGACGACGACAGCGUCCUCAGCACACCCAAGCCAAAAUUAAAGCCUUACUUUGAGGGUCUUUCACACUCCAGCUCUCAGACGGAGAUUGGGAGCUUGCAUAGCAUCAGAAGCCAGAAAGAAUUGCCAAGCCCUCACAGCAAUGUCCACUUUGAGAAACCUCACCGUGACCUCCCUCCGUCUGCGAACACUGACUCCUCACCAAAAUUCCAUUUAUCUGCUCAGCUUGAGGAUCCUGAAAGACGGACAUCCCUACCCAAGCAUUCGCCUGAGAGCACAUCUGACACUGCUUCGGUGGAUACCUCUCAGCAGGAUGCACAGGAUAUUGAACUUUCCACGCUGGAUGUUUUCGUGGAGAGGUUGCCCCCAAGCGGAAAGAUAACGAAGACCGAGUCCUUGAUUAUUCCUUCUACUCGGUUGGAAGGAAAGCAGACAGGACGACGUGGUAGAAGCACAUCUCUGAAAGAAAGACAAGCAUCUCGACCUCAGAAUGAGAGAGCCAACAGCCUCGAUAAUGAGCGUUCACCAGAUACUCGGCAUCAUCUCCAGAUCCCAAGAAAAACUGUAUAUGAUCAGCUAAACCACAUCCUGGUUUCCGAUGACCAUCUCCCUGAAAACAUUAUCCUUAUAAACACUUCAGACUGGCAGGGCCAGCUUCUUUCAGAUAUCUUACAAAACCAUGACCUUCCUUUAGUGUGCACCUGCUCUUCAGCAGAUAUUCAAGCUGCAUUUAAUACAAUAGUAUCCAGAAUACAGCGAUACUGUAAUUGCAAUUCGCAGCCGCCAAUUCCUGUAAAAGUUGCAGUAGCGGGAGCUCAGAAUUACCUCAGCGCUGUGCUCCGACUCUUCGUGGAGCAGCUGUCACACAAGACUCCAGACUGGUUAGGAUACUUGCGCUUUCUCAUCAUCCCCUUAGGUUCUAAUCCUGUAGCUAAAUACCUGGGCACUGUGGACUACAAAUACAACAACCUCUUCCAGGAUUCAGCUUGGAGAGAACUGUUCACAAAACUGGAUGCACAAACCGCAGAUGUUUCGCUGCUGUCUACAAUACAGGACCCGUCAGAUGUAGUUUCGCGUGUUACACAGUACAUUGCUGGAGCAAACUAUGCACAUCAGCUGCCUAUAGCGGAGGCCAUGUUGACUUACAAACAGAAAAGUCCUGAUGAGGAUUCCUCACAGAAAUUCAUACCUUUUGUUGGUGUGGUAAAAGUUGGUAUUGUGGAGCAGUCGUCUGCAACCUCCGGAGAUUCAGAUGAUGCUGCUCCGUCCGGCUCCACUGUACUGUCAUCCACUCCCCCCUCUGUGUCGCCAGCUAUCAAGGAAGCCUCUCCGACUCCUCCGUCCUCUCCUUCUGUUACAGCUGGAUUUUCUUCGCCCAGCCAAAGCCCUGGGGGUGAACUCAUGGGGCUUCAGUUGGAUUACUGGAUAGCAGCCCCGGUCACUGAGAAGAAGAAGGAGGCUGAGAAAAGGGAAUCUACAUCCGCUAAGAACACUUUAAAAUGCACUUUUCGCUCGCUGCAGGUCAGCAGGCUCCCCAACAGUAACGAUGUCCCCGCUGCUCCCACCAUGUCCAUGACCGUUGUCACAAAGGAGAAAAACAAAAAAGUUAUGUUUUUGCCUAAAAAGACUAAAGACAAAGAUGUAGAAUCUAAAUAUCAAUGCAUUGAAGGAAUCAGCAGAUUGAUUUGCACAGCGAAACAUCAGCAGAACAUGCUCAGAGUGCUCAUUGAUGGUGUCGAAUGGAACGACGUGAAGUUCUUCCAGCUGGCAGCACAGUGGUCGUCUCAUGUCAAGCACUUCCCCAUCUGUAUAUUCGGACACUCAAAAUCCAACUUCUAGCCUUUUGCUGCAGAGGUCGUCUUUUCAACACUACUUCUCAAAAUCCUGGGUCUCUGGAUAUCACACACUAACUUGUGCCAACGACUCUUUCCAGCAGAGAACCAUCCAGUUACUCCCUUUUGCAUCUUUUUUUUUUACUAUUGUGUUAUUAUUGCUCAAUUUAUUUAAAGCUAAGCUUGAAGUUACAUUUUUUUUUUUUUUUUUUUUUUUGUAUUUGUAAUGUUACAUCCGAGGGAGUACAUUUUUUUUAUUUAAAAAAAAUAAGGAAACUGAAAAGUCUUAACUACACUCUCAGCAGAAAAUGUUGGUACUUUAAAGGCUGCAAAAGCAAAUGCACUGCUUAUACGGUGUUACAUGAUAGAUGAAUAACUAGUGUGAGUGAUGGAUUAAAGGGAACCCGUCAUUAAAUUGUGGUUACUACAUAGAGCCAGUUUUCCCUAUGUGCCAUGCAGUGAGAGCUUCUGCACUUGGCCAUAGUAAUUCUAGCACAAUGCACUAUGUAAGAAAAAAAUCUGACAGAUUCUCUUCUUUACAUAGCUGUAGAUGAGGCAUGUGUUCCCUUUCUCAAUGUAAAAGGCCACCCAAACUGUGUAAUACACAGAGGAUGUAGCUGAAAAAACAGAUAUAGAUAUAUAUCUUUCUUGCUGCCCGCAACCACCUCUAGAGGGUGCUUAGUGGAUACAGUUUACACAUUGAGCUCAGUAAUAUAACCAAAAUCUCUUGAGAUCAUAGUGGCAGCUAAAAGGCACUACUGAUGAAAUAGAAAUAAAAAAAACAUUUUCUAUGUAGAGAACUCGGCCCAAAAAAAUAAAUGGAGUCUAAUGAGAUAUUCCAGUUUCAUGUUCUAAGGCAGGCAUCCUCAAACUGCGGCCCUCCAGCUGUUGUAAAAUUACAACUCCCACAAUGCCCUGCUGUAGGCUGUUCGGGCAUGCUGGGAGUUGUAGUUUUGCAACAGCUGGAGGGCCGCAGUUUGAGGAUGCCUGUUCUAAGGAUAGGUUAUCAGUUUCAGAUUGAAGGGGCCAUGGCACGCCGCAGCCCCUUCUAACUGAUAAACAAGGGUGCUGAGAGUCGACCCUCCACCAAUCUAAAAUUGAUGACCUAACCUCAUCGAUUUUAUAAAACCAGAAUACCCCUUUAAGGCCUUACAAUAUAUUCUGAAAUUAUUCGGCACAGAUAUUGGACCUAAAAACAUUAAAAGGGAUUUAGAAGAGGAAAUAAUCCAAAUACAUGGGAACAGUGACCUCUGCUACCGCUGUGUGAAUAAGCAUACGCCUGAUUAUAGGCUGUGGGGAUAAAAAGCUACCCCUGUACGUGGUGUGACCGAUCCUCUGCCCGUUACAUUAUCUGUGCAGGCCAUUACAUGGUUUAACACUGAAAGAAGCCACAUACCUUACUGCCUGGGUUCAAGCAAAAGGACAAAUUGGUCAUUAAAAUCUAAAAAAAUACAACUAAAAACUCUCCCCCUAUUUAUACUUCCUAUAUUUAUAUUUAACAGUGUGAGGGUUUAUUCAUAGAUGCAAAUGUCAUUCAUCUGUCGACAAAACCACUGAAUUCCUUGCGCACACCGAUUUACACUCCACUUCGUAUAGGGUUAGAUGUAGCGGUAGUUUGUACAUUAAGGCUAACACAAGAACUCACUCUCUUGGUACGAUUUGUGGGUUCACAUUUAAUAUUUUCAGAUCUUCCUCCCCGAGUAUGGACGUUAAACAUCCCGAUAACUCACCUGCUCAUCGUGGAGCCUUCGUGUUGAUUCACGGGUUUGCGUUGACACGUGUCCUGGCCAGCUUUUUAGGAAUUGCUCAUUUGAAUGUAAUACGGCAAUCACGCCAUUGAAUGACUUGCAUUUCUGAAAGAGCGGACAUCUAGAACUUAACGAUGUGAUUAACGCUGUACGUACCAGAGCUUUUACAGAAGGAUUAUCACAUAUUCCUUUAGGGUUGUAGUGUGAAAGGCCAUGGGUAUGGUACAGACAUGUUCUUGGAUGUGUUGCAGUGUGAUUUUCGAGCUGACAAAGUCUAACCCACCAGCACUUCCAAAAUUUCUGCUAAAGGGAACUAAACCAUGAUUGUCUGGGGUAGAAGAAGAAUGUAAAAACAUGGCUGCUUCCUUUCCAAAUCGACGCCUCCCCUGUCCAUGGGUUGGGGUCUGGUGCCACUCGUUCUGAAAUAAAGCAGCCAUAUUUUUAAUCUUGAUCCACCCCAUAACUUUAUUUCCAUUGUACUUAAGAGCAGAAAAUAGCACAUUUUAACCACUCGCUGGAAUCUUCCUAGCAGUAAGUGUGAGAUCACACUGCAAAUCAUCCACGUAUUCAGUUUACCCGGAAUACACUUUUUUUUACAGUGAUGGAUGACUAGUUAGGCUGUUGUAGCAGUAAAGGGGCAAAAACACCUUUACACCUAAAAUGUUCACAUCUCCCAUAAAUAUCUCUGAAGUUGCUUCCCUUUGAAUAAAACUUACUGACAAUA